CUGACCGUCUGGACCCACAUGUCAGGCCACCUGGCCACGCGCGCUCACGGCGCGGCCGUUGACGGCCGUUAGCCUAUGCGGUCCGGUCGGAACCAAAGCCGCCGGUCGGUCGCACUCGCUCUCCCUCUCACCCUCACUCCCCCCCCCCACACUGACCUAGGUUGGCGAUGGCGGCGCCGCAGCGAAAUGGCGUCGGCGGCGAGCUUUUGAGGCAAGGCGUCACCGGCGAGGAGGGCGGUGGACAUUCAGCGGUUCAGGCAUGGCUAGGCAGCUCUAGCUUCCCAGCGCAGCGGUCGCCGCGGCCAUCACUGCCUGUGGCUCAGGUGGAUCGAGAGAGCUCAGAUCCGGAAGUCCGCGCUGCUAGGGCAGUGGCCAAGUCCAUCCACGCGGAUCCAGAUGGCGGGCACAGGUGGGCGUCCGCGUUUGGUGGAGUGAGCUUAGAUGAAGACAUUUGGGAAAUGAGGCUGCAUUUCCAAGGAACAGAUAAUAUGGAGAGAAAGUAUUCAGUUUCUUCAUAUAUUAGUUAUCUGACCAUAUUAGCAUUGGCUAAGUUGGAGGGGUAUGGAAUGGAGGCUUUUCUGACUUAUGUAAAGGAAGAGGGAAAGGGCUUGGAGGGGGUGGAGGUCCUGGAUAGUGAGGAGGCAUUAGAGCAAAUGCUUGACUUAUUUGUUGAUAAGAAGAUCCUGAACAUCACUGUCAGAAAGCCUACUGAUCCAAGCCCAGCAGAUGUUAAUAUGGAUCACAACUUGCUUGAGGAACAGAUUCCCAUUAGUAAUGUUGGUGAGGAAGUUGUUUAUAGUGUUUCCCAACAAGGUGUCCUGUAUCCACUCCAGAAUGCAACUUUGGCACCAGAAAUCCCUGAGGAGCCCUAUCUUAACACACAACAUAGUUGUAAUUUGAACAAGGGAAAAAAUGUUGUGGAAGAAGAAGAAGAUGUAGAAGUAGAACAUGAGGAAGAUGAAGAUGAGAUGGACAAAUCUUCUUCAGAUUUUGAGUUUUUUAGGGAUGAUUACAAAGGGCAGACAAUAUCAUACAAGGCUUGGUGUAGGGGUGAAGAUGAGGCUGGCACAGGGACAAGUCAUAAGCCUAGGGAAGAGGAAGAUACUGCAGAGCACUAUUGUGGAGCAAACUCAGAACCAUCAGAGUUUUGGGAGGAAGACCAAAUCCUUUCUGAACAUGAAGAACCCUCAGUUGUACCAGAGAAAGGAGCAAAGAAGCUUAAGCCUGUCAGGAAACCAGGCCCAACUAUCAACUCACACAGUGAGCCUGAAAACAUCAAGUUUGAAGAUUUUGUGCCUGAACCUGAUGAAUACUGCUUUCCAGGUGAUUUUGGCCUUAGUGGUGAAGAAGAAGUUCCAAGGUUGCCUUCUGGUAGGAAGAGAAGGUUGAAGAAGAGGAAGGAGAGGAGGUGGUAUGAUCCAUCAGUCCCUGAUGCACAUGAGCAGUUUGCAUUGCAUUUGUGCUUCCUAAAUGUUGUGGAGUUCAGAGAAGCACUAAGAAAUUUCCAUGUCAGGACACUUAGGAAUUUUGAGUAUCACAGAAAUGAACCAACUAGGGUUAUUGCUUGGUGCUCUGAUAGAAAGCAAGGUUGUCAGUUUUAUAUAGUGGCCUCUAGAAUAGCUAAUGAGUCAACUUUCAGCAUCAAGAAGAUGAAUUUGGAUCACACUUGUGGAGCAAGUGGAGAGAGCACCAAGGUUACAGUCAAUUGGGUUGCCAAGGUUUGUGAGGAUACCAUUAGAUCAAACCCUGGAGCUGGUGUUGAGACAAUUCUGUCAUACACAAAGAAAACAUUUGGUGUUCAUGUGCCUAAAAGCUUGGCAUAUAGGGCAAGGAAGCAAGCACUUGAAGUUGUGCAAGGAGAUCACAAACUCCAAUAUCACAGACUAAGGGACUAUCUCCAGUGUGUGCUAGAUACUAAUCCAGGCAGUAGAUGCAUAGUGACAACAAAAGAGGACCUAGAAAAUCCAGCUCCUACCCCCAGGUUUCACUACAUGUUCUACUGCCUUUUUGCAUGCAAAGAGGGCUUUCUAAAUGGAUGCAGGCCAUUCAUAGGUUUAGAUGGUUGCUUCAUCAAGCUCAGCACUGGACAACAAAUAUUGGCAGCUACUGGCAGGGAUGGGAACAACAACAUCUUCCCCAUUGCAUUUGGUGUUGUUGACAAGGAAGAAACAGACAGCUGGACAUGGUUUCUCACACAGCUUAGAACUGUUAUUGGGAGUGGGAAUAAGUUUGGCAAGUACACAAUUAUGUCUGACAGACAAAAGGGAUUGUUGAAUGCAAUCAAUGAUGUAUUCCCUGACUCCCCACAAAGGUUUUGUCUUAGACAUAUAUAUGCCAACUUCCAAUCUGCUGGUUUUAGAGGGGAGGAACUCAAGAAACACUUAGAUCAAGCUGCCUAUUCCUUCACUAAGAAUGGUCAUGAAAAAGGGAUGGAAAAUUUGAAGAAAGAAAGUUUUGAAGCUUGGCAGUGGUUGUCACAGAUACCAGACCAUACAUGGGCUAGAUAUAAAAUGGAUACUGUUUGCAAAACUGACCUGGUUGUUAACAACCUUAGUGAAGUUUUCAACAGGAUGAUAUUGGAUGUUAGGAACAAGCCAAUCAGGACUAUGCUAGAGGGCAUAAGAACAAAGUUGAUGAUCAAGUUUCAGAAAAUCAGAGAGAAAACAGAGUCAUGCAGAUGGGAGAUCACACCAACAUACUCAGAAAUUUUAGAAGAAGCCAAGAAGUGGGCUAAGUAUUGUGAUGCAUACAUGGCAGGUCCAGGGAUCUGGCAAGUGACUAGUAGCUCUGAGAACACAUAUUGUGUUAACUUGAACAACCAUACCUGUGACUGUAGGAGGUGGGACAUGACAGCUAUGCCUUGUAGUCAUUCCAUUGCUGCAAUGCAGAAAGUGAAGCUACAUCCUGAAGACUUUGUCAAUGCUUUCUUCAAAAAGCCCAUGUACUGUGAAACAUACAAGCAUAUAAUUUUCCCAGUUCCAGGUCCUGACCACUGGCCUCAUACACCUGAAGAUGACAUAUCUCCACCAGUGUUCAAAGAAAAGAAGGGCAAAAAGCAAACUGCCAGAAGAAAAGGUGUAUUUGAGGUGCCAGCAAAAAAGGACACCUCGAGAAUUGGUACUGUCACAUGUAGCAAUUGCAAGAAGCAGGGUCAUAGGUUCAACAAUUGUGGUGACCCUUUGAAGCCUAAGUUUCAGAUGAGGAUGAACAAGCACCAGGAAAAUAGAGCAAAUUACUCUCAAGCUGGUUCUUCUAUGGCUACAAAUGCUCAGAGGCCUCCAAGAGUACCUGCUGCUACUGCACCUGAACCAAGACCAGCUACAGCAAGAGCUACAACUUCUGCACCUUCACCAGCUCCAGUUGCUACUUCUAGGGGAAAAAGGGCUGCUUCAACUAUUACAGCAGCAAUUGCACAAGGAGCACCAGCUAAGAGGAGCAGGCCUAAAACUUCUUCUGCUACUAACACUUCUUCUCCUGCUAAGAACACCAGAUCAUCUACAGCUUCUCCUGCUAAGAACACCAGAUCUUCAAGUGCCCAGAGAAGAACUUUCAUUGCACCAAGGCAAUCAAAUUCAACUGUUGUCCAGGAGGGGUCAAAGAGGAUCAGGAAGCCAAGUGGGAGGCUGAAAGACUAUUUUUAUGCAAGUGGUAACUAGCUCUUGGAUUUGGGUAACUUGAGUUCAUUUGGUAUGGUUCUGUUUGUGUCAGUGAACAAAUAUGGAUGGAUUUGGGUCUACUAUGGUCUGUAAUGACUAUACUUUAUUUUGUUUCAGAGAUAUUCAGUCAGUUGACCUACCAUGGUUUGUAAUAACUACUAUGCAGUGUGUUCAUUCAGACAGUCAUU
Messenger RNA from Triticum aestivum (bread wheat), 3844 nucleotides. RefSeq lists its product as uncharacterized. Gene Ontology annotation, molecular function: DNA binding; zinc ion binding; transposase activity. The coding region runs from base 168 to 3656 and encodes 1162 amino acids. The record is from RefSeq and is a predicted model, not a curated record. Gene Ontology annotation, biological process: DNA transposition. Lineage: Eukaryota; Viridiplantae; Streptophyta; Magnoliopsida; Poales; Poaceae. The transcript has 5 exons.